Molecule: messenger RNA, 692 nt
Organism: Artibeus jamaicensis (Jamaican fruit-eating bat)
Lineage: Eukaryota; Metazoa; Chordata; Mammalia; Chiroptera; Phyllostomidae
Product: putative tripartite motif-containing protein 61
Molecular function (GO): zinc ion binding
Source: RefSeq, a predicted model, not a curated record
ACUAACUGCUGAGAGUUUCUUCAGACAGAAACUUGCACUGCACAAUGGACUUUGCAGCCUCCCUCGUUGAACUCCAAGCAGAGGCCAGCUGCCCCCUCUGCUUGGAUUACCUGAGAGACCCAGUGACCACUGAGUGUGGACAUAAUUUCUGUCGCUCCUGCAUCCACCAGCGCUGGGAAGAUCUCCAGGACAUCUUUCCCUGUCCUAUCUGCCUCCACCACUGCCCUGACAUGAACUUCAAGAAGAACACUCAAUUAUGUCACAUAACUGAUAUUGUUAAGCAGAUUCCCACCAUAGGGAGGGAGAGAGAACUGCAGGAAGAAAAACUCCUAUGUAUGAAGCAUCAUGAGGUUCUGACUCUGUUCUGUGAGGAGGACCUGGAGCUCUUGUGUCCCCAGUGCAGUGUCUCAUCAGACUACGAGGAUCAUCUCCUGAUACCCAUUGAGGAAGCUGCAGCUAUCUACAGAAAGAGGCUCAAAAAUUAUCUUGAGGCACUGACAGUGGAGGUUGAAGAUGCUGAAACGGGAUUUGAAAACCAAGUGGCAAAUAUUUUCGAAGUGCAGAAAAAGAUGGAGAGUUGCAGGAGAGAAUUACUGUAUGAAUGUAAAGAAUUUAAGAAUUCGUUGAAAGGAGAGCAAGAUGAAAUCAAUGCCGUCUACUUGUGGAAGAGAAAGAUAUUAAAGAAAAACUAA